AGUUUGUAGGGUGAUGGGGAUCUGUGCGGUGUUUGACGAUGUCUGUAGGGACAAAGUUCCAGAAAUGGAGUUACCGGCUCAGAUGAGAAACACAAGUCACCGAUGAAUUAACAAGCAACACAUUGUCACAUCCAGCUGUUUAAGAGUGGUUAACUCAGCUUCAGCUCUGAAGACUCUUUGCACUCUGCCCCACCCCCAAUUGCUUUCCAAAGAGAAACAAAAAAUGAUUGAGUCCCAGGAACCAGUGACAUUUGAGGAUGUGGCUGUGGACUUCACCCAGGAAGAGUGGCAGCAGUUGAAUCCUGCUCAGAAGACGCUGCAUAGGGAUGUGAUGCUGGAGACCUAUAGUCAUCUGGACUCUGUGGGGUGUUCAGGUAUAAAACCAGAUGUAAUCUUUAAGGUGGAACACAGAAAGGACCCAUGGAUCAAAGACAGUGAGUUGUCAAGGUGGAUCUACCCAGACAGACAGAAAGGCCUUAAAUCUUCCCAGCAGAUCAUUUCUGGAGAACUUUUAUUUCAAAUGGAAAUACUAGAAAGAGCCCCAGAGGAUAAUUUACUGUACUCUGUUUUAAAAAUCUAGCAUAUUGAUAAUCAAAUAGAUAGACAUCAAGGAAACCAAGACAGAGUUUUGAGGCCAGUCACAGUCAUCAGCCAUGAAACACUGACUGAGGAGACAGAUUCCAAAUAUAGUGCAUUUGGGAAAAUGUUCAAUAGGUGCACAGACCUUGCUCCUUCAAGUAAAAAAUUUGGUAAGUUUGAUUCAUGUGAAAAUAGCCUGAAGUCCAGUUCAGAUUUACUAAAUUUUAACAGGAGCUAUGCAAGAAAGGACCCUAUUGAGAGAUUUGGAUGUGGGAGACCACCUAGCUAUAAUGCUUCCUCUUCUGUACCUGAGAAGGAAGGCUUCAUUCAUAGAAUGGAGCCCUGUGGAGAUAGUCAAUGUGAAGAAGUUCUCAGUCAUAAGCAAGUUCAAGCCAGAGAGAAACCCAAUGUUUGUAGUAUGUAUGGGAAAGGCUUUAUCAAGAAGUCACAGUUCAUUAUACAUCAAAGAAUUCACACUGGAGAGAAACCAUAUGUAUGUGGAGAUUGUAGGAAAGCUUUCAGUGAGAAAUCAAACCUCAUUGUACAUCAGAGGAUUCAUACUGGGGAGAAAUCCUAUGAAAGUACUGAGUAUGGAAGGGCAUUCUCCCAGAAGUCACCUUUCAUUGUUCAUCAGAGAGUCCACACUGGAGAGAAACCCUCUGAAUGUUUUGAGUGUCGAAAAGCUUUCUCCCAGAAGUCGCAUCUAUUUAUUAUUAUUAUUUUCAUUUCUUUUUAGUCACAUCUAAUUACACAUAAGAGAGUUCAUAUGAGAGAGAAGCCCUUUGAAUGCAGUGAAUGCAGGAAAGCCUUCUGUGAGACAUCUCACCUUUUUAUACACCGGAUAACUCAUACUAGGGAGAAACCCUGUGAAUGUACCGAAUGUGGGAAGACCUCCCCUCGGCAAACACAGUUUAUUAUACAUCAGAGAACGCAUACUGGAGAGAAGCCCUAUAAGUGUAGUGUAUGUGGGAAAACUUUCUGCCAACAGUCCCACCUCAUAGGACAUCAAAGAAUUCAUACAGGAGAAAACCCUUAUGUGUAUACUGACUGUGGGAAGGCCUUUUCUCAGAUCUCACACCUCACUGGCCAUCAAAGGCUUCAUACUGGAGGGAAACCUUAUAUGUGUACUGAAUGUGGAAAAUCCUUCUCUCAGAAAUUACCUCUUAUCAUACACCAGAGAAUUCAUACAGGGGAGAAACCUUAUGAGUGUGGUGAAUAUGGCAAAAUCUUCUCCCAGAAAUCACCCCUCAUUAUUCAUCAGAGAGUUCACACAAGGGAGAAGCCCUAUGAGUGUACUGAGUGUGGGAGGGCCUUUUCCCUGAAGUUACAUCUCAUUCUACAUCAGAGAGCUCAUACUGGAGAGAAACCCUAUGAGUGUAGUGAACGUGGAAAAGCCUUCUGUGAGAAGUCUCCACUCAUUAUACAUCAGAAAACUCAUCUUAGGGAGAAAUCCCCUGAAUGUGCUGAGUUUGGAAUGACUUUUUUCCGGAAAUCACAGAUGAUUACACAUCAGAGAAGACACACUGGGGAGAAGCCCUCCAGAUGCAGUGACUGUGGGAAGGCCUUCUGCCAACAUGUAUGCUUCACUGGGCAUCAGAAUCCAUAUAGGAAACAUGCCUUGUAUAUAUGCUGAUUGUGGGAAGGCCUUUUCCCAGAAGUCAGUCCUCAUUGUGCAUGGGAAAACUCACAUUAAGGAGAAAUGGUGGCAACUUCUCAACUGUAGAAUAGACUCAUAUGUUCCUCAGUACAUACGAUCUUCCUUCCACAGAAUGAUCUGGUUAAGCCCUCGGAAUGCUUUCAACACCAUAAAUAUGGAAUCGACUUGCUCACCCUCAAACUAUCUCAGCCCCUUUCACAGAAUAAAUAUAUCUGGAAGAAUUAGCACUACGUUGGUGUUGUCUGGUCCUUAAAUGCUUUAUAGAA
This is a messenger RNA of Saimiri boliviensis boliviensis (Bolivian squirrel monkey), 2502 nucleotides long. RefSeq names its product zinc finger protein 630 (gene ZNF630). Lineage: Eukaryota; Metazoa; Chordata; Mammalia; Primates; Cebidae. Gene Ontology annotation, biological process: regulation of DNA-templated transcription. The record is from RefSeq and is a predicted model, not a curated record.